This is a messenger RNA of Diplodia corticola, 2163 nucleotides long. RefSeq names its product camk protein kinase. NCBI's taxonomy places the organism in Eukaryota, Fungi, Ascomycota, Dothideomycetes, Botryosphaeriales, Botryosphaeriaceae. Gene Ontology annotation, cellular component: nucleus; cytoplasm. The record is from RefSeq and is a predicted model, not a curated record. The transcript has 7 exons. The coding region runs from base 1 to 2163 and encodes 720 amino acids. Gene Ontology annotation, biological process: protein phosphorylation; meiotic recombination checkpoint signaling. Gene Ontology annotation, molecular function: ATP binding; protein serine/threonine kinase activity; protein binding.
AUGGUCGAAUCCUCUGCACCACCUCGAAAGGGUCAAGUCGGGCCCCUGGUCGCCUUCCUCGAUGUCCGGGAUGCAGCUUACGAGUAUGAUGGAAGAGACUCAGAGCUGAGUUCACGGAUACCAAUCCACGCCAACCAAGAAUUCCACCUUGGAAGGCACUCGCCAGAAUUGGACUAUGCGCAUCAGACCAUCUCCAAACGUCAUCUCAAAUUUCACUGUAUUCUCUUCGAUAAUGACGGACAAUGGGGAAUCCAGCCUCUUGUCUACGCCGAGGAUACCUCGACGAAUGGCACUCACCUCAAGAGAGCCCAAGCUUAUGAUACUGUCAUGAUGCGCCCCCACCUCCCGACCACGCUUCUUGAAGACAAUGACGAGUUAUGGUUCGCUCCUCUGAAGUUCCUCCGAGGCAAGCUACAUGUCAUCUCUCGUCGAUAUCAAGUCAAGCCUCGCGUGAUUGGAGAGGGCGGCUAUGGUGCAGUUCAUGUAGCCAUUCACCGGAAGACUCAACGUCAGCUUGCCUGUAAAGUCGUCAACCUCGACCUUUUGCACCAACAAGGAAGAUGUGUGGAAAGACUCACACGCGAAUUUGAGGUGCUGCAAAACCUCAAUCACCCGAACAUCAUCAAGCUAGAGAAGGUCUACCACAGUGAUGCAGGCCUCUACAUCUUCCAAGAACUUGUCUCCGGCGGCGACUUGUUCUCCUUCAUAACGAACAGGCAUGCAUCCGGCAUGCCCACCAUUGAGGCUGCUGUGAUUGCGUAUCAAAUUCUCAAAGGCGUCGAGUACUUGCAUGACAGUGGAAUCGUCCAUCGGGAUAUCAAGCCAGACAAUAUCUUACUGACAUCAACAAAGACCGCAUCUCGAGUCGUCAUUACUGAUUUUGGUCAAGCGCGCAACUUGCCUGACGAGGAUUCCGCCCAGAGAAUGAAGUCUGUGGCGGGGACGCUCGGUUUCAAUGCCCCUGAAAUCUUCAGAAGGAAUCCAAAGGUUCUCAGUGGCUCAGGAUACUCCAAGGCGGUCGACAUCUGGUCUGUAGGCUGUGUUUCCGCUCAACUUUUGACUGGUAAGCCGAUAUUCCACGACAAGGAUGCCGAAAACCAGGAAGCUGCAGUCAAGCAGUUGAGCAGCAGAUGCAACCUUGACAUUCUGGAUAAUGAUCCCGCCUGGCAGAAAGUCGGCCGCCGAGCGAAAGAUUUCAUCCGUCGGACAGUCGUGUUAGACGAGAAUGACCGACUCAGUGCGAAGGAGGCUCUGCGGCAUGACUGGUUCUCAAAUCGAGCCCAUGUUGAUGAAUUCGAAGCGGUGUAUCAGCAUGUUACCAAAGACUGGGAGCCUCGACGAAGGAUUUUUAAGAUAAUCGAGCACAUUCCUUCAGCUCGCCCGCAGAUGCAGCUCAACACAUCUCAGUUCUUCCCACCAAUUCCGUUGCCCGUACGCCGCCCACUCCCUAUGGUAGAUCUUUUAUCUGGCCAAUCGCCAGUGAUGCCAGUCAUAGAUGAAGAGGCUGCCUGCCCGGAUGCCAGCUCGACAAGACCUUCAUCGACGGGGUUGGGUGAAGAUUCAGAAAUUCCUGGGCCGCCACAAACUUGGGGAGGCACUGCAUCUGAAGAGUGGGCGCCCGCAAAAUGUAAUGAAGCUACUCAACUAUCUCGACCGCCUUUGGCCGCGACUGGACAGUCCCUUGCAGGACGCGUGUUGCAGCAAGAUUCCAAUACUAGACAGAGUCUUGACCAGGACAACCAAGAGCAGCAGCAAGUAAUUCCUACACAGCUCCUAACACAGAACAACUACAGCAAGAAACAAGAUAUACAGAUACAUUACCAUGCUAACAGCGCCAAGCAAAACCUCCCGCUGCGCUCCUCCGUGCCAGAUUCAUCGCAUUCCAAUGAAGCGGACAUACGCGAAGAGAUGAGACAGCUUUCGUUAGCUGGGCAGAAAGAAGAGGAAGGCAUGGACAUACAAGGGGCGAGGCAGCCAUCCUGGGACUUCGAUCAGGAAAUGACUCAAGACUCGCUCUCGAAGCAGCAGAAUGGCGCAACGUUCUCGCGCAAAGAACAGGCUUCAUCUGAUUUUGAUCACAACAAUAACGACACUGAUUUCUGGGAGAUUGCUCUGACUUCAGAAUUCAAGCAGCCGGCAGCGAAGAGGCUGCGUACUGGCUGA